AUGGAGGGAUAUGAUACCAUCCUGAUGGGUAACUUCUUGGCCUACCCCGAAUUCCAGAAGAAGUUUGGACAGAACUAUGGUGGUGAUAUUGGAUGGCAGGUUUCUGCGCCUUGGCAGACUGGUCUGAGCAUGGCGAGUACUGUUGGCUGUAUCUUUGGUGGUCUUCUCAACGGAUGGUGUGCAUCCCGGUACGGCUACCGGAUCGUAAUGGUGGUUGCUCUGUUCUUCCUCACGGCAUUCAUCUUCAUCACCGUCUCCGCCAACUCCACAGCAGUUCUCCUGGUCCGGACAGGUCCUCUGUUGAUUGUCCUGGGGUGUAUUCGCGACCAUUGGACCGGCCUCAUCGCCUCGGAUGUGCUAUACGGACUCGUCGGCCGAACCGACCAGUGGUCCUACCGAAUCCCCUUCGCCCUGCAAUGGAUCUGGCCUGUUCCGCUCAUAGCCAUCUGCUGGCUUGCAUCUGAGAACCCCUGGUGGCUCGUUCGUCAAGAACGAUUCGAAGAAGAUGCCAAGCGCAGUAUCCGCCGACUGGGCGGUAGCAAGACCGAAGACCAGAUCAACGGUCAACUAGCGAUGAUGGUGCACACCAUCAAGAUCGAAGCCGAAAUCGAGGCCGGAACCUCCUACGCAGACUGCUUCAAGGGCGUUGACCUGCGACGAACAGAGAUCUACUGCCUCGCCUCUGUCGGACAGAUUCUCUCCGGCAGCAUAUUCGCCUACACGCCCACGUAUUUCUUCACUCAAGCCGGUAUGGACACCAGCCGUUCCUUCCAACUGGGCGUCGGCUGCACAGGCGGCAUCCUCUGCACAAUCCUGUUCUUGAUCGGCAUCCUCAACGCCGCAUCAGACACCAGCGGUGCAAUGUGCGCCCAAGCAGCCCUCUGCUUCCUCUGGCUGUUCACCUAUUCUCUAACCGUCGGUCCAAUCACCUACGCCGGCGUGUCCGAGAUGUCAUCCGUCCGCCUGCGCCCCCUGACAGUCUACCUAGCACGAACAGCCUACCAAAUCAUCGACGUAGUCUCCCAAGUCCUGGAGCCAUAUUUCAUGAACCCGACCGCCUGGAAACGCAUCCGGCAAAACUGGAUUCUUCUGGGGCGCAACAGCGCUAUGUGCAUUGACCGGACCUACGCCGAGCUGGACAUCCUCUUCGCGACCAAGGUCCCCGCGCGCAAAUUUGCGACAACAAAGGUUGACGCUUAUGCGGCUGGAGCGUCGUCGUCGCAGGAGGGUCUUGUACGAGCGGAAUGGAAUGAAAUGUAA
Messenger RNA from Penicillium antarcticum, 1260 nucleotides. RefSeq lists its product as uncharacterized. Gene Ontology annotation, biological process: carbohydrate transport; transmembrane transport. Lineage: Eukaryota; Fungi; Ascomycota; Eurotiomycetes; Eurotiales; Aspergillaceae. The coding region runs from base 1 to 1260 and encodes 419 amino acids. Gene Ontology annotation, cellular component: membrane. The transcript is spliced from 5 exons. The record is from RefSeq and is a predicted model, not a curated record. Gene Ontology annotation, molecular function: carbohydrate:proton symporter activity.